Messenger RNA from Andrographis paniculata, 1550 nucleotides. Its product is annotated as E3 ubiquitin-protein ligase PUB23-like. Gene Ontology annotation, biological process: protein ubiquitination. Bases 117 to 1361 code for a protein of 414 amino acids. The transcript has a single exon. NCBI's taxonomy places the organism in Eukaryota, Viridiplantae, Streptophyta, Magnoliopsida, Lamiales, Acanthaceae. Gene Ontology annotation, molecular function: ubiquitin protein ligase activity; protein binding. The record is from RefSeq and is a predicted model, not a curated record.
ACCUCACAUAUAAAUCACUGCCCAAUUAUUCAAACCAUUCCCAAAAUCAUCAUCAUCUUCUUCCUCCUUCCAAAAAAACCUCAAAGCGAAACCCUAAAUCGAAUCAAGCUCCAUCCAUGGCAGAAAUUGAGGUCCCCCCAUACUUCCUCUGCCCGAUUUCCCUGGAGAUCAUGAAAGACCCCGUCACGAUCUCCACAGGCAUUACCUACGACAGGGACAGCAUCGAAAAAUGGAUUUUCUCCGAGAAGAACAGCACCUGCCCCGUCACGAAACAGCCCCUUUCCGACACGGAAAUCGUCACCCCCAACAUCACUCUCCGGCGGCUUAUCCAGUCCUGGUGCACUCUCCACGCCUCCCAUGGCAUCCAGCGCCUCCCCACGCCGAAAGCCCCCGUCACUAAGCCCCAGAUCUUGAAGCUUCUAGAAGACGCCAAUUCCCCACACCUGCAAAUCAAAUGCUUGCAGAGACUCAGAUCCAUCGCCUCCCAGAGCCAGACGAACAAGAGAUCCAUGGAGAGCGCCGGCGCCGGCGAGUUCUUGGCCUCUUUAAUCGUCGGAAAAACCCGCCAGGCAUCGUCGCCGGACGCCGCCGGAGAUUUGUCAGACCUUAAAAAGGCCUGUCAGGAAGCCCUCGCCGUCCUCUACACCCUCCAGUUAUCAGAAUCGUCCCUGCAAACCCUAACUAUUAAUUCCAAAUUCAUCGAUUCUUUAACCCUAAUUAUGCAAUUUGGGGAUUUAGAGUCACGCGCACAGGCCAUCGUCGUCUUAAAAUCCGCCCUGGAAGUGGCGGAUCCAUCCCAAAUCAUCAAUUCCAGCCUGGAAUUUUUCGUGGAGCUUAUCAAAAUCAUGAAAGAUCGAAUCUGCCCGACGAUCACGAAAGCUGCCCUGAAAGUACUGAUCAAUGUGGGCCCUUUGGGGAGGAACAGAAUCAAAUUAGUGGAGGCUGGAGCAGUGCCUGUACUGAUCAAUCUUCUGCUCGAUUCUCCCGACAGAAGAACAUGCGAAAUGCUUCUGACAGCAUUGGAUUUCCUCUGCCAGUGUCCCGACGGGAGAGCCGAGUUCCUCAAUCACGCCGCCGGAUUGGCCGUCGUCUCCAAGAAGAUCCUUAGGGUUUCGCCAUUGGCGAGCGAGAAAGCUCUCAGGAUUCUUCAGGCCAUUUCCCGGCACUCAGCCACGCCGGCGGUGUUGCUGGAGAUGCUGCAGAUCGGCGUCGUCGCAAAACUGUGUUUAGUUCUUCAGUUAGACUGUGGAUCGAAGACGAAGGAGAGAGCCAGGGAGAUUCUCCGAUCGAACGCCAGGGCCUGGAAGAAUUCUCAUUGCGUACCCAACACUAGGAUUUUUUCAGAUCCCAAUUCGAAUUAAUUAACGAAAACAUUAAUCAGAGAUACAUGUAAUUAAAAGUAUAUGUGUUUUGUAAGAAUUAGCUGAUCACCAGGUGUAUUUAAUUUCUGGACUUCCAUAAAUUGUUGGAAGAUUAAUUUUUUUUAGGAAAUUGAUUUAAAAUUAAUUGUUCCUCUUAUUUUCAUUUUUCAAUACAGUGGCAUUCUUUUA